Messenger RNA from Pimephales promelas (fathead minnow), 1276 nucleotides. The record is from RefSeq and is a predicted model, not a curated record. Lineage: Eukaryota; Metazoa; Chordata; Actinopteri; Cypriniformes; Leuciscidae.
UAUUUCUCUUCCAUAGAAGGCAAAGUUCAACUGGGACCCGGAAACAGUUGGAAUGAUCCAUGGCUCGUUUUUCUGGGGAUAUAUUGUGACACAAAUUCCCGGAGGAUACAUUUGUUCUAGACUGGCGGCAAACAGGGUAUUCGGCGCAGCCAUUUUCCUCACGUCCACACUGAAUAUGUUCAUCCCCACAGCUGCACGUGCUCACUAUGGUUGCGUCAUAUUCGUCAGGAUAUUACAAGGGCUUGUAGAGGGUGUGACCUACCCAGCCUGUCAUGGGAUCUGGAGUAAAUGGGCUCCUCCACUGGAAAGAAGCCGUCUAGCCACAACCUCUUUCUGUGGUUCCUAUGCUGGAGCUGUCAUUGCCAUGCCUCUAGCUGGGAUCCUGGUGCAGUACACUGGCUGGUCAUCUGUUUUCUACGUAUAUGGGUGUUUUGGGAUGUUCUGGUAUUUGUUCUGGAUCUUGGUGUCAUAUGAGAGCCCAGCUGUACAUCCCACCAUCACUGCUGAAGAACGCUGCUUCAUUGAGGAGAGUAUCGGAGAGAGCGCUAAGCUGCUAGGACCUGCAGAAAAAUUCAAGACACCUUGGAAGAAAUUUUUCACGUCCAUGCCUGUCUAUGCAAUCAUUGUGGCCAACUUCUGCAGGAGUUGGACCUUCUACUUGCUGCUCAUCAGCCAGCCUGCAUACUUUGAGGAGGUGUUUGGCUUUGAGAUUAGCAAGGUUGGCAUGCUGUCCGCCUUGCCCCAUCUGGUGAUGACCAUUGUAGUACCCAUUGGAGGACAGUUAGCUGAUUACCUUCGCGUCAAAAACAUCCUGUCAACUACAACAGUUCGGAAGAUCAUGAACUGCGGAGGCUUUGGGAUGGAGGCCACUCUCUUAUUGGUUGUUGGUUACUCGCACAGUAAAGGGAUGGCCAUUUCAUUCCUUGUGUUGGCUGUCGGCUUCAGUGGAUUUGCAAUAUCAGGUUUUAAUGUCAAUCAUUUAGACAUCGCUCCUCGCUAUGCCAGUAUCCUCAUGGGAAUCUCUAAUGGAGUGGGAACUCUGUCAGGAAUGGUGUGUCCUCUUAUAGUGGGUGCCAUGACCAAACACAAAACCCGAGAAGAGUGGCAGUAUGUGUUCCUUAUCGCUUCCAUGGUGCAUUAUGGCGCGUUAUCUUUCUAUGGCAUCUUCGCCUCUGGGGAGAAGCAGCCGUGGGCAGAUCCGGAGCAGACCAGUGACGAGAAGUGUGGUUUCAUUGAUGAAGAUGAGCUGGCUGAGGAAACAGGGGACAUCAACCAG